UCUCACUCAUGACGCAAACGUAAAUGUCGGGAAGAUGGACUCCCCCAUUGAGAAGUGGAAUCUCGUCAUUGGCAACUUGGCUUUAAAGCAGGUUCAGGCCACAGUGGUUGGCUUUUUAGCAGCUGUGGCAGCCAUCAUACUGGGCUGGAUUCCAGAAGGGAAGUAUUACCUCAGCCACUCCAUACUUCUGUGCUCCAGCAGUGUGGCAACUGCCUUCAUCGCAUCGCUACUGCAGGGGAUAAUAAUGGUUGGAGUUAUCGUUGUCUCCAAGAAGACAGGCAUAAACCCUGACAAUGUGGCCACACCUAUUGCUGCUAGUUUUGGUGAUCUGAUAACUCUUGCCAUAUUAGCUUGGAUAAGUCAGGGUUUAUACUCCUGUCUUGAGACAUAUUAUUACGUUUCCCCAUUAGUGUGUGCCUUUUUCUUGGCUCUGACUCCUAUCUGGAUUAUAAUAGCUGCCAAGCACCCAGCCACCAGGACCGUGCUCCACUCAGGCUGCAUCAGGGGCCUUAUUCUGGAUACAACUGUAUCUGACCCAAACUUGUUUGGGAUUGUUGUUUACACGCCGGUUAUCAACA
Messenger RNA from Grammomys surdaster, 578 nucleotides. RefSeq names its product solute carrier family 41 member 2-like. The transcript has 6 exons. Gene Ontology annotation, molecular function: monoatomic cation transmembrane transporter activity. Gene Ontology annotation, biological process: monoatomic cation transport. Lineage: Eukaryota; Metazoa; Chordata; Mammalia; Rodentia; Muridae. The record is from RefSeq and is a predicted model, not a curated record. Gene Ontology annotation, cellular component: plasma membrane. The annotation marks the transcript as partial.